AUGAUGCUAAUAUGGGACCUGCGUCUCCUCGCCGCUUCGUUUGCGACUAUGGUUUGGGGGAUUAACCCUCACCUCGGUUCAUAUGAGUUCCCGGCUUGGAUGGGCCAGACCUUCGGGUAUCAAAGUCCUAGCCCUCCUAUAGCAAGGGCUUGUGGUAUGAUAGCGCUUGAUGAUGUCGGCUCGGAUGCGGUGGCGUAUCAAGGGAAUGGGCGCGCCCCCUAA
Molecule: messenger RNA, 222 nt
Organism: Daldinia caldariorum
Lineage: Eukaryota; Fungi; Ascomycota; Sordariomycetes; Xylariales; Hypoxylaceae
Exons: 2
Coding region: 1-222 (73 amino acids)
Source: RefSeq, a predicted model, not a curated record